Molecule: messenger RNA, 3377 nt
Organism: Cryphonectria parasitica EP155
Lineage: Eukaryota; Fungi; Ascomycota; Sordariomycetes; Diaporthales; Cryphonectriaceae
Product: ATP-dependent protease La
Exons: 4
Coding region: 151-2994 (947 amino acids)
Biological process (GO): protein quality control for misfolded or incompletely synthesized proteins; protein processing; protein targeting to peroxisome
Cellular component (GO): peroxisomal matrix
Molecular function (GO): serine-type endopeptidase activity; ATP hydrolysis activity; ATP binding
Source: RefSeq, a predicted model, not a curated record
CACCCAAUUCCAUUCUAAUUUCCAGUACCUACACCACCUUUUCCAUUCUACAUUUCAUCCGCAGUUCUCGGACCACCUGCACACUUGUUUCACCCUUCACUUUCUCAGACCCAUCUCUUUAUACGACGGACAGCCGUCAUCGUCAUCACCAUGGCUCGGUCACAUUCGGCAACCUUGCCCAUCAUUCCCCUCCCGCAGGGCAUGGUCCUCCUGCCUGGCAUUGCCAUUCGUAUUCCCGUAUCGUCAGCCCGGCCCGACAUACCAGCACUCCUCUCUACAGUCUACAGCCGUGCCGGCUCCAGGACCUCUAAGGGCAGAAUAGAGAGCGUGCCUAUAGCUUGUGUGCCCCAGGCUCGAGCUCUGUCGCUGAUGGGCCCCAAUGGCCAGCUCCUCAUCGAAAAUGGGGAGAAGGACCACUCUGGCAGUGACUCCGACAGUCCCGACACUACUGCAGUGACCAAGGCGGACCUGUUUGGCUCCGGCGUGGCCGCAAAGAUCACCGGUGUGGAGGGCCGCGGCACGGGAGAAUUCUCGUUGCUCGUCAAGGGUGUCGCAAGAGUGAAGGUGGACAAGAUCUACCAGACACAGCCUUACUUCGAGGGCAAAGUGACAUACCAUCAAGACCAAGUGCUUUCCAAUGACACCUCGAUGCAGGAACUGUUUACGACAUUGAGGUUGUUGUCCCGGGAACUGGUGGCUAUACUCAGGGUGGCCGCGCUUCUACCACGGCCCUCCGGCUCCCCGUCUUUGUCACCAAUCCUUGCGAGGAGGCUGGACUGGUUCAUCAACCAAAAAACCCUGGCUGAAGCAGGCUUCCUCUCCGACUUCAUGGCCAAUGUCUGCGAGACAGACUUUCAGGAGAAGCUCAAGAUCCUGUCCCUGUUCGAUGUCAAGGAGAGAAUGCGCUACGUGAUCGACCUCCUUGACAGACAGGUCGGGAACAUCAAGAAUAAUGUCAAGAUCGCCAGCUUCACCACAUCUUCAAUCCCAAUUAUCAUUGAAACCGACGAGGAGGAGGAUAGUGAGCAUGGCCAAGGUGCGAAGAGGUCACGCGCUCCGGUCCCCAGCCCCUCGAGCGGCUUUGCCAUACCAUUCUCAGCCCAGAGAGGUCGGGGCCGGCCCGGUGGUGGCGAUGAUGGUGAUGAUGAGCCCAACGAGAUUGAGGAGCUACAGAAGAGGCUCGAGGCGGCUAAAUUGUCACCAGAAGCAGCCAAGGUCGCCGAGAAAGAGAUCAAGAGACUGAAGAAGAUGAACCCUGCCCAGGCAGACUACGCGGUUACCAGGACGUAUCUGGAGACCCUGGCAGAGAUACCUUGGACUGCAGUGACCGAAGACCGGCUCGGCCCGACCACUCUGACAGUUGCCAGGAAGCAGCUGGAUGACGACCACUACGGCCUGGAGAAGGUGAAGAAGCGACUGUUGGAGUACCUUGCGGUGCUCCGGCUCAAGCAGUCUAUCAAUGAGGACAUUGACGCCAAGAUCAAACAGGCGCAGGAAGAAGCUGCUGCCAGCGCGGAAACAAGUCAAGCUGGCAAGGAAGGCGUGCCCAGUCCUGGUGACGUGGACGAGCAGGUGAAGGCCAGUGCCGCCAAGGUCGAAUUGCUGAAGAGCAAGCGCAUGAUGGACAAGUCGCCAAUCUUACUUCUCGUGGGCCCUCCUGGUGUUGGCAAGACGAGCAUUGCUCGAUCACUGGCACAUGCUUUGGGCAGAAAAUUCCACCGAAUUUCUCUCGGCGGUGUGAGGGACGAGGCGGAAAUUCGUGGGCACCGCAGAACAUACGUCGCCGCUAUGCCUGGACUAAUCGUCCAGGGAUUGCGAAAGGUCGGCGUCGCGAACCCCGUGUUCCUUCUUGACGAGAUCGACAAGCUGGGCCACGCCAACUUCCAGGGCGACCCUUCGGCAGCGAUGCUUGAAGUCCUGGAUCCAGAGCAAAACCAUACGUUCACGGACCAUUACGUCAACACGCCCUUGGAUCUGAGCAAGGCGCUGUUCAUUGCGACAGCGAACAGUCUGGAUACGAUUCCAGCACCCCUGCUGGACCGCAUGGAAAUGAUCUAUCUGCCUGGCUAUACGACAGUCGAAAAGCGACACAUUGCAACCGAACAUCUGAUUCCCAAGCAGAUCCGUGUCAAUGGACUAGAAGAGGAGCAGGUAAAGUUUUCCGAGGAGGUCGUUGCGAAGAUCAUCGACGCAUAUACUCGUGAGGCCGGCGUACGCAAUCUGGAGCGUGAGAUUGGCUCAUGUUGCCGAGCUAAGGCGGUCGAGUAUGCCGACGCCAAAGACAACGGACGACUGGAGACCUACAAGCCGCAGCUUACUGUCGAGGAUGUCGAAAAUAUCCUUGGCAUUGAGAAAUUCGAGGAAGAGAUCGCUGAGAAGACCAGCCGACCCGGCAUCGUCACUGGCCUGGUGGCUUAUAGUUCGGGAGGCAAUGGCAGCAUCCUCUUUAUCGAAGUCCAGGACUUCCCCGGCGCCGGCACGGUCCAGCUCACCGGCAACCUUCAGAAUGUCUUGAAGGAGAGUGUUGAAGUAGCUCUUACUUGGGUGAAAGCGCACGCCUUCGAACUCGGCCUGGUCCAUGAGCCCUCGCAGAACAUAAUGAAAGAUCGAUCGCUGCAUGUUCAUUGCCCUAGCGGCGCCAUACCAAAAGACGGUCCUAGUUCAGGCAUAGCCCAGACGAUCGCCCUGAUUUCUCUAUUUUCGGGCCGAGUUGUGCCACCUACCAUUGCCAUGACCGGCGAAAUAUCACUGCGAGGCAAAGUCUUACCUGUCGGCGGGAUCAAGGAGAAAUUGAUCGGGGCUCUGAGGGCCGGGGUUCGAACUGUGAUGCUACCUUCAUCGAACCGCAAGGACGUCAAAGAUUUGCCUCAAGAGGUCAAGGAUGGACUACAGAUUGUUCAUGUCAGUCACAUCUGGGAAGCCGUCCGCUUUGUCUGGCCCGAUGUCCAUUGGCCUAGUGAGCAAGAGUUGCCAGGUCUGCACAGCCGCCUGUAAUGAUGUCGCUCCCGCAUGCUGUCACAAACCAACGAUACCGUCACACACCCACUGUUCACGCAGACAAGGACCAAGGGCAGUGCUCGAGGAGAAGUGGGAGAAGGAGGGGGGGGGGGGGGUUGGGAGACAAGAGCUUCCUCAGUGUCGAGGCCGGUUGCAUCCCUUCCCAUUGGUUUAGUCGGUCCAUGGGUCACUUAACAUGUCGUUGGCCGUCGGGGGAGAGGGGGCUUGGUGACGGGUACAGAGGACGAUUAUCGAGAAUUCACGUUGCGCGCUAUGCGAGGACGCGGGGUGACGCAGCAGCAGCGUCGGCACUUACCUGCGUCGGGCAGGUCGCGGAUAUAGUGCUUUCUCGUCUAAUACUAUAAGAUGAGAUCUUUGUG